This is a messenger RNA of Mesorhabditis spiculigera, 4242 nucleotides long. Lineage: Eukaryota; Metazoa; Nematoda; Chromadorea; Rhabditida; Rhabditidae. The record is from the annotation of a GenBank genome assembly.
AUGAAUCCGAAUAGGGCCAAAGAAACCCACGAUUUCAACAAGUACGUGGCCGAAAGCCUUCCGCCGACCCGCGUUUUCCUUGAACAACGCCUUCCGUCAGCGGAUUUGGGUCCAGCUGCUCCGAUGUCUCACCAUGACGUGUUCCAUUCCACGGGGCACGAGUAUUGCACAUACUCGGACAUCACACGCACUCAACACGCUGAGCGAAAGCGCCCCGGCACCAUCGUGGAGCCGCCGCCCCCCAAACGUUUCUUGGGCAACAAUGGGCCGUUUGAUGGUUUGCAAGACGAUAAGGCUCGGGGAAACUCACAGCUAACGAUCUCCCAGAGCAUUGCUGGUCCAAGCGGUUCGUCUGGUAUUCUCAAGACCUUCCGCCGCAUCAACAAAACCGCGCCGAGUCCGGACUCUUCAACGACCACUCGCGCCCACAUCGACGGAAUUCUUCGGGAGGCCGAUGAACAUGAUGAGAACCUGGCUCAUGUUGAGACCUACUACGAAUAUCGGCCGUCGAAGCUAAAAGCGGGCCUUUCUCAUCCAGACAGUGUCGUCGAGACUGCUACUCUGAGCAGUGUAUCGCCACCUAACAUCGCGUAUAUCCAUCAGAUCCCCGAUUCGGUGAUUGACAAUGGGCUUAUUUCGUCGCUACAGCUCGAAUCCAUGAUCUAUGCUUGCCAAAGCCAUGAAACUAAAUUGCCAAAUGGCGAGCGUGCCGGAUAUUUGAUAGGUGACGGUGCCGGUGUUGGAAAAGGGCGAACGAUUGCGGCAAUGAUCAUGGAGAAUUAUCGAAAUGGGCGCAAACGCUCAAUUUGGCUUUCCGUCAGCAAUGAUCUGCGUUUUGACUCGUCACGUGACUUGCAAGAUAUCGGCGCUCGAAAAAUCCAGGUUCAUCAACUAACCAAACUGAAAUAUGCUCCGAUCAAUAGCGCGGAGAAUGGCAAGAUCAAGAAGGGUGUGAUAUUUGCCACUUAUACAUCUUUACUUGGCGAAUGUCGUACAGGCAACUAUCCCGAUUACCGCACACGCAUGCAACAGCUGAUCCGUUGGUUUGGCGAGGACUAUGAUGGUUUAAUCGUUUUUGAUGAAUGUCACAAAGCAAAAAACCUGAUCCCGGCUGGCGCUGGCGGGAAGCCGACAAAGACGGGAAAGCUGGUACUAGAGCUGCAAGAAUCUCUGCCGAACGCGCGUAUUGUCUAUGCUUCGGCAACGGGAGCUUCAGAGCCUCGAAAUAUGGCAUACAUGAGUCGUCUCGGUCUUUGGGGAAAAGGAACAACGUUUCCAAAUUUCUUCUCCUUCUUGAAUGUUAUCGAGAGGCGUGGAUUGGGAGCAAUGGAGAUUGUGGCAAUGGAAAUGAAGAGUCGCGGUCUCUACCUGGCCAGGCAACUAUCGUUCCGAGGUGUUUCCUUCAAAACUAUGAGGGUACCACUAACCGAGGAAUAUGCUAGGCUCUAUGAUGAAUCGGUGAAACUUUGGAUGGAAGUUAAGCGACAAUUUCAAAUAGCCGCUCAGCAACUUCCAGAAGAACAACGACAUAACAUGAAGCUGAUUUGGGGUCAAUUCUGGGCCUGUCAUCAACGAUUCUUCAAAUAUCUUUGUAUCGCUUUUAAGGUGGAAGCAUGCGUCCAACUUUGUGAUGAAGCGAUGGCUGAUGGGAAAUGUAUUGUCAUUGGUCUACAAUCAACUGGCGAUGCUCGUACGAAAGAAUUGGUCGAAGACGGCGUUGAGAUUACGGAAUUCGUCUCGACUGCAAAGCGUGUUUUGCAAGAAUUGAUCAUACGCUAUUUCCCUGAUUCCAUGGAUGGUUCGGAGGAUGAGGAUCCGCUCAAAUAUUUUGAGUUUGGGCGCAGACGAAGCAAGAAGAAGACUGCAAAGCUUCCCUGGGAUGCUUUGAAUGGAAAAACGGCAACAAAUGGAAACGGCGCUGUGAAAAAGCCAAAUGGUUCUGCAGAGUGUACAGACUCGACUGGUGGAAGUGAAUCUGAUGCUGAAGCCUCGUCCGACAUUUCUGUAUCAAGCGCUAAUCUUUCCGACUUUACGGAUACAGAAGUGAAACAUGAUGACGCAAAUUGGGAAAAGAAGCUGCAACAAGAGGCUUUAUCAUCCGGAUCUGAGAGAGACGAAACAACUGAUCCAGAUGAUAUGGAUUCGAUCACCCAUGUUGAUGCGAUCGCCCCAUUCCCGGAAGACACUGAAUCAUCUGACGACGAGGAAUAUGAAGAAGAUUCGUCUGUCUUCUUCAAUCCCUUCGAAUUCGACUAUUGCAACGAAAUUCCUUACGAAAAUCGUCAGCGUCGAAAACAAUUGGUACACUCGAAAGUCAGGGACCCGCUAAAAGAACUGAAACGUAGCAGGGAUAAACGCGAACGGCGUCUUGCGAACAAACGACUAGCCCGCAAGAAGCAAAGGAAACGCCGCGAGCUCGAUUCGAUGCGAAAAAGGAAUGAACUCGCAAAACAAGCAGCAGCGAAUCCGAGCGCAUCCGAAUUUAUGAAAUCGACUAAACUCUGUGAUGAUUCUUACUAUGAUUCUCUUGAUGUGAAGAAUAAGCUGCUCGCCAAAGUGGAAGAAUUGGGAAAGGAUCUGCCGGCGAACACCCUCGAUCAUCUGAUCAAUCGACUCGGAGGGCCAGAUAAUGUUGCUGAGAUGACCGGUCGUCGCUAUCGCAUCAUUCAAACAGAGAGCGGAGAAAUUACACACCAACGCAGAAAUGACAAAACGGAUGUGGCGCUCGAAUUGAUCAAUAUGGAGGAGAAGGAGAAUUUCAUGAGCGGACGAAAGAAAGUGGCCAUCAUCUCGGAAGUGGCUUCUUCCGGAAUUUCUCUACAGGCCGACAAGCGGGCGAUUAACCAAUUGCCGCGUGUACACAUCACCCUCGAAUUGCCAUGGUCGGCCGAUAAGGCUAUUCAACAAUUCGGUCGUACUCAUCGUUCGAAUCAAGUCGUCGCGCCGGAAUAUAUAUUCUUGAUUUCGGAAUUGGCUGGAGAACAGAGGUUCGCCUCAACAGUGGCUAAACGUUUGGAGCUGCUCGGCGCCCUCACGCAUGGUGAUCGCCGUGCCACAGAAACGCGCGAUUUAAGCAAGUUCAAUCUUGACACGAAAUACGGACGGAUGGCACUGGAUAGUACGUUGAGGUCUAUUACUGGCGCGCUACGACCUCCAUUGCUGCCGGAGCCAGACAAUUAUACGCCGGGACCUUUCUUUAGAGAUAUGUGCAUCUACCUUGAAAGUGUGGGUGUGCUCGCUCUUUCAAAUGGUGUCUACAUUGUUGACAAGGAGGGCCAAAAAAUCUCCAAGUUCCUGAAUCGAAUCCUUGGCCUGCCCGUGUACGCUCAAAGCGCCCUCUUCUCCUAUUUCUCGGAUAUUUUGGAGGAACUUGUGCACAAAGCGAAACAGGAUGGAACCUUCGAUCUCGGCAUCAUGGAUCUAAGUUCCGGGGAUCAUGUUCAAAAACAAGACACCCGGACAUAUGAUGGCGUUUAUUCGAACGGCAAAUUCCACGUUGAGCUGCACAAGCUUUCGGUGGAUCGUGGAUGCAGCUGGACAGAAGCCAUCGAGAUUUCCAGCAGCCACAAAUUGCCUGAAGAUGGCUUUUACUCAACAUCCGAAUCAACUCGAGGAACGCCAUGCUGUGUCCUCGUCUAUACUUUGGCUAGCCGCAGAUUAACGGAUACCGAUAGAAUCUACGCUGUGACAAGGCCUUCAACGGGUCGAUCGACACGUCUAGAAACGCUUGCCGAAAUCAAGAAAAAGUAUGUCAAAAUCGAAUUGCCGAAAGCCGAGGAAAUGUGGAAGAAGCAAUAUGAUGCCUCUGCAAAGCAAUGUCAACAUCAAUUCUUGUUCGGAAGCUGCCGGAAUCAAGACGAGAACCACAGCUUCUGCGAAUAUGGUCGGCGGCUUCGAACAUAUUUCGUGCUGGCUGGCAUGGUUCUCUCGAUUUGGCCACUUCUCGAAGAGAUCAGCCCACAAACAACACAAUCCAACUUGGCGUCGUCUCGAAUUCAGGUUGUCCGUGUAUGCACUGAUGAGGAUCAGAAAAUCGUUGGUGUCCUGAUUCUGCCGAGCAAUGUGCGCAAGCUGAUGGCUAAGAUUGCUGAAUACUCGACAAGCUCCCAGGCAAUUGACCAUCGAAAAGAGAAGAAGCAAAAUGGAACGAGCGACACGUCGAGCAACAGCAGCCCCGGAGCGGCCAAAGCCGACGAGCAGCCGGACAAUAAGCCGAAAAAGACCGAAACUCCGCCUCCCAAG